AUGCUUCCUGCUCCUUCUGAUGCCUUGUGUGCUAGUUUGUGGUCUUUGGAUUCAUCAAUGGGACAAGAGUUGGAGCUGGAUCUUGAUGACAAGUCUUCAGUAGGUCUGAGUCCUAAUACUGUUCUUCCAUCUCAUCAAUACCGUGUGAAUGUGAAGAAAAUAUCCAAGAAAGGAAAACCCACUGGGAAAGAUGAAUUUUUUACUCUCAGGGAGGGCUUUGCUGAGAUUAAAUUUGCUCGCUUCCGCAGUUCUUCGUGUAAGAACCAUCUUUCUAAACUUCAUGGAUUGGAAGGUAAUAUAGAAACCAGGCGCUGUUCCAUGUAUCAGAGUUCAGAGGAAGUGAAAAACAUAAAGAAAAUGGGCACCAUGGUAGAGGGAAGGAAAAAGAUAGAAAUUUCAAGGAGAAGUGACACUUCCUUCACAGGUAGCAUUGUUGAUUCUUUGUGUGGUUCAGAUGAUGAAGGUUCUGGGGUUAGAUCUCCAAAUAGAUUUAUUGAAAUUUGUGUAAAUUCAGAUGUUAGAAAAAAGAACUCUACCACAGUACGAGGGAGAGAUUCUAUAAAUUUGAAGCCCAGAAGUGAUAAAGUUGCUGAUUCUAUAAUGAAUGGCAAUUGUUGUGUUGAAAAGGACACGGUCCACUCGUUUCAAAAGUCAUUCUCGGCUAAGGCGGCAGUCUCUUACUUGCCAUCUCCAUUAGGAAGUGAUUGCUCAUCAAGCGCAAGUCCAGAAGUACAAUUCAUCCAUAGCAGAAAAAGGUUGAAUCAUUUCACAAAGUCAAAAUCACAGAGAAGUCCAGUGAGUCAGAUACGGGGCAGUAAUGAGAUCAAAUCAAAUGAGAAAGCAAACAUUGCAAGAAAUAGGACUUAUCAGAAAUCAUUGCUAAAUGACUUGUCCAAAACAGGAAAGCAUUCUGAUAUUAUUUCUGAGUUUAUCAACAGAGAGAUCCAGUAUUCAGGUAUAGCUUCUUCACCAGUUCACCUGCACGGCAAUCUCAAGUUGGAAAAUAGAAAUGGAGUGCCGUUGUUUGAGUUCAAGGUGAAGUGCCCUGAAGAUGUGUUUGUGGCCAAGACAUGGAGAACAGGUAAUGCUUUCAACUGGGUAUAUACCUUUCAUUCCAUUGAUAAUAGAAAGAAAAGCAAUGCCACUGGAUUGGGAUGCCAUGAUUUUGAUAAAGAUUCCUCAACAGUUGCACAGAUGCUAGUUUCAUGUAAUUUAUGUUCUGAAGUAGAAGGCAGAGUAUUUGACAACUCUAUGGUGACAGAGUUUGUGUUGUAUGAUUUCACACACUCAAGACAAAGUGUUUCGCGUGAGAAAAAGUCUUUCAGUGAACCAGAUGCUUCUAAAACUCUGAAAGCUUCCCAUGUUGGAUGGAAGGAAAAAGCUAUGGGGUUGGAUGAGAACCAUGCAGUAAAAAACAAACUUCAAGACAAAUCUCUAUCAAGCAAUGUUGAAUUUGAUGAUUUAAAUUAUUUUCCUUGCUCGUCCAGAGAAUACCAUUCAAACCUUGAAAUUGCUGCUAUUGUUUUGCAAAUUCCGUUUUCCAAGAGAGAAAGCUUGAAGUACAAAAGAGCAGACAUAAUAAGUGGUAAAGAAUAUUCCAACAUAAGUGAUCUAUCUGCCGAAAUAGAUAGAAAGAGUCUUGGUCACAACAAAAUCCAGGAACAGUUGAAGGUGGUAAUACCAACUGGCAAUCAUGGUUUGCCAAAUGCUGAAAGCCAGGGACCCUCAUCGUUACUUGAUCGACUACGACAUGGUGGAGGCUGUGACUGUGGUGGCUGGGACAUGGCCUGUCCCCUUAUUCUUUUGGGCAAUCCUGGUAUCAAAUUUGCUGAGGACUGCCCACUUAAGGAGGAACAUCAACCGUUAGAACUUUUUGUUCAGGGAUCAAAAGGAAGCAGUCCUACCUUCAGCAUGACAAGAAUUGAAGAGGGGCAUUAUGCUGUUGAUUUUCAUGCACAAUUAUCUGCUUUACAAGCAUUCUCAAUUUGUGUUGCCAUUUUGCAUGGAACUUCAGCCUUCAGCGGUGGAGGACAUGAGAAAAACCAGGAGUUAUCUCAAUGCAAUUCUCUGAAAAUGCUUCUUGAGGAGGAUAUAGAUUUUUUUUUCAAAUCAGUCACAACUGAGAAAAAGACUGGUUGCAAGAAUCCAAAAGGAGUUCGUCGAUCCUAUGUGCCGAACCCGCCCUUUUCUCCUAUUGCACGCGUAUAA
Molecule: messenger RNA, 2208 nt
Organism: Sphenostylis stenocarpa
Lineage: Eukaryota; Viridiplantae; Streptophyta; Magnoliopsida; Fabales; Fabaceae
Source: the annotation of a GenBank genome assembly